Molecule: messenger RNA, 2422 nt
Organism: Anastrepha obliqua
Lineage: Eukaryota; Metazoa; Arthropoda; Insecta; Diptera; Tephritidae
Gene: abo
Product: DET1 homolog
Exons: 3
Coding region: 166-1935 (589 amino acids)
Biological process (GO): positive regulation of proteasomal ubiquitin-dependent protein catabolic process; protein ubiquitination
Cellular component (GO): nucleus; cullin-RING ubiquitin ligase complex
Molecular function (GO): ubiquitin protein ligase binding; ubiquitin-like ligase-substrate adaptor activity
Source: RefSeq, a predicted model, not a curated record
GACGGUGAAUUAAUUUCGUACAAAGUUUACUACGUCAGAAAUAAAUUAUUAGGGGCCUUAAUUAAGUCAUAGUAAAACGAAAACGGGUGGAAAAUUCUAAAAGUAUUUGCUCCGCUCGCUUAAAGACGCGCUGUUUGUGCGCUUAGGCUUUACAACAGUAUAAAUAUGGAUAAACUACUUGAGGCUAUUGAAAUUUUGGAACAAUCUAGCAUCGCAAAAAAACGGAGUUCUUGGUUUACGGAACGAGUGUUCACACAAAACAUACAGCAUCACAUUUGGGAUCGUGAGUCCGGCCUUAAUCGCUAUAACAGGCGCGGUCGUAUACCUGAACUAACGCACACUCUUGAAUUUUACAAAAGUAUUACACCCAGAUUAAGUAUAUUGGGUGUUGGCUCUUCGUUGGGAUUCAUAUGUAGGUUUUCGCCGGAUGGUAAUCUGCUAGUGUGCAUCUCAUGUGAUUUCAACUCCGUUUGGGUACACAAAUAUAAGGGUGUGCAUGCAGUAUUAGAAUCAGUGCACGGUGUAAAAGACGAAGGUGUCAAGGCUAGUGCUGAUACUGGCCGGUUACUCAAUGAAAAACUGUUUCAUCUACUUUGGAAUAUACCACUCUUUGCCGCAAACAAUACGCAUUGGGUUGUAAUCCGUGACUUUUGCCUUUUUGUCGAAAAUGGUCGUUAUGUGUUAAUGGCUGCCAAGGCCUGCAGCCAUGGCCGUCAUUUUACGCGCGAAGACUAUCUCAAUUAUCCAGAUUUAUUUGACGACGUUGAAAUGUUUGAUUUUACAUUGUUUGUGAUCGAUUUAGUAAAGGGCCGCAUCAGCGAUGUAUAUCAAUUUCGCGAUUAUGUGUUUGUGACGACGCAUUAUGGUAUCUCAAUUAUGGGAAAUAAAGUGGCGAUUUUAUCAUUUUGUCGCCAAAUUAUCGAAGUAUUCGAACUGCAAGAUGGAAAACUUGUUAGCCAAUUUGUAGUUAAUAGGGAGCAAGAAACGUUGAGAAGAGAGACACUAAUAAGUGCCCUACAUACAAAUGGAGUGCCGGAGCCAAUGAUAAAAGGAUUACUGUCGCAGAUAAAACAAAAGUGUUUCGCUAGCAUGUACAGGGAGAUAAUCGAGUGUCAUGAAGGGAGGGAGAGGCAGAAACGUUUGCGUCAAUUCUACAACGAAUUUAAUGUGUAUGAUCAUAUGAAAAUGGCAAAAUCGCAGUUCAUUAAUGAAGAUACAUUGUUUAUACGAUUUGAAGCUACAAAAAUGAGGCGAUAUGUUUUAAUUAACUCAGGUCAGGUAUCCGUGGAGGAGCUUCCUAACUUCAAGUUGUACGUAUUUUACUCGCUAUCGGAAGACAAAGUUUUAAAAUGUUAUCACAAUGACUCUGUGGAACUGUUCAAUAUUCGUAAAAACUUUUACGACAGCUUUCGAACUGAUCGAUCAUUGCAGACAGGCCGACCAGCGUCAACGCUAAGCAAUAAUAUAUAUUUUCGUUCAGGAUAUGAUAUUUAUUUUAAAGAGCUGGGCGAUGAAAAACUUGCUGCUGAGCGUCUAAAUCCCUCAUUGCCAGUAAAUUGCCAAACCACCAUUUGUUCACCCUAUUUUGACGGCAACAUGUUUAAAUUUGAUGAUCGAUACAUAUCACCAGCGAUGCAACCAAAAAAAAUUUCCCCGAAGCCAAUACGUUUUAGAGAUCGUUAUACGUCUGUAAUGAAGUUUCGCCUGCAUAUGAAUAUAUCCCGCAUCAAUAAGACUAGAUGUCCACAAUAUUGUUCUUUUAUUUUCCAUCCAUAUGAACCGUUUAUAAUAAGUAUACAGCGGAUAGAUCGAAAUUAUGUUGUUAAUUUUCAUUUGUAUUGUGAAAGCACUGUUGUUCCACCCGGAAAGAGAAUUUACAGUGAGCAUUUCUUUGUAGACGAUGAAGACAAGGUGAACAAGGUAAAAACAUUGUGAAUGCAAUAUGUGAUGCAAACAAGAAAGAUAAAAAAAAAUACUGAAUAUGGUAAAACUUUUUGUAAAAACAACGUAGUACAAUUACUUGACAAAAAACAUAGAUACAUUUUAGAAUAUACAAAGAGAAGAGGGGCAAGUAGUACGAAAAACAUACUUCCAUUUAAAAUUUUUUCUUCUUGACAUUUUGUUAACGAAAACUGAUAAUGUUUAAUUAUAUGUAGGUAUAAAAAUUUUAAUAAUUUAUAUAUUUAUAUUUAUAUAAAAGUAUUUCGAAAAAAGAAUCCUUACUGCAAACCAUGUAAAAUUUGCUUGUAAGUAGUUUUUUGCUUCUCAAUUGUACCUCAGGGAAAUAAGUAUACAUACAUACAUACAUAUGUGCAUUAACUUAAUUUGAAAUAAAACUACUAGAAGUGGUCCUUCGUAAUAAUGAUAAGUAACAAAAAAAAAAAAAACGGCCUUAUUUCUGCAUGUUGAAAUAAAAAUCAAA